GACUGACUCAUUUUUUUAAGUUGAAUGAUUGUGUCUAUUACUUAUUUAUUUAUAAAAUUAUAAUAUUGAACCAUCUCAAUAAUAAUAUAAUAUUGAACCAACCAUCUUCAAGGGAAUUUUCCAAACACACCCAAAACGCAAUAGAUAGAUAGACAGAUUUAAAAUAAAGUAGUUAAACAAAUUACAAAAAAAAAAUAAAAUACACAAUAUAAAAUAUACACUACGAUAAUGGCACCGAUUGCAGGUUUGCAUCAACGGCUGCGUGCGCACAAAGCACAACAAAUGAAACCAAUCUUCAUAAGAAAGUGCGUAAUUCAGCUGGGAAAAAAAUCUGGUCCGGUGUCAUGGCAACGGCUUCAAACGUCACGGGGAGGUGCAGGGGCCUGCAUCUGUAUAAUAGAAAUAAAGCAAGCAUGUAGAGCGGUGAUUACAAUGAAACGGUGUCUAAAAAUGGGCUGGCGUUGGUCAGAUACAACGGGCUAGACAAACAAUUAAACACUCUUUUAAUUAAUUGAUUAUUCAAGUUUUACCGUGUCAAAAUAAAAUAUUUUCCAGGUUGCUACUGAAGUAAACGGCUGUGUCACAUGAUACUUAUUACUUUUCACAGCACUUGUGAGGAUGGACCAAUCACAGUUUGUUUGCUCGAAUUCACUUUGGCUGAUGUUUAUGUUUAUUAGGUAGACUCAGUAGUCGUAGACUGGUAUGUUAGUAAACUAUUCCUAAUUCAUCUGACAAUGAGUAUUUUUGAUUCAACUGGGAAUCAAUCAGGUGUACAUGUAGCCCCAACAGCUACUGAACUAGAGCAAACGGUGCCUGUUACUUUUCUCAGCGCUUAUCAGAAUGGACCAAUCGCAGAUGCUGAUGCACAUUCGAAGAGGCAUUUUUAAAUUACUUUUAUAGACAUUGAUAUUUCCGAAUUCCAUUUGCAUUUCCGAUAUUAAUCCGUUAAAUUAUAAUACUUAAAACUGUUAAAAACUUUAGACAAAAAUGUUUCCAGUAAAACACAAACUGUCUUAAAAUCUGAAUGCGUCUCAACGGUGAAAUUGCUUUCUGGGCCUCCAAGCGCCCCCUAGAGGAAUGACAACGUUUCGUCUCGCAUUAACAGUAAGCGAGCAGCAUUGUCGGCUCAAUCUGUAACAGGGGAGGGAAAGGGGUGCAUUAUUUACUCCCAAGCACAGUGUAUGGCAUUAAAUGACCACAUAGGGACCAUCUGUGACAUCGUAGCGCAUACUCAUUUUACUGUGAUACGGACACGGGAGACACUGACAAGGGAUGAAUUCUCUUCCACCCUGUGGAUGCGCCCUAACCGUGUCCAAUGGAUCUCCCCGGCAUCAGCAACACGACCGUGGACAACAUGUCAGGUUUGGGCUUCAUUUUAGAGAUUGUGACCAUCAAACCAGUUGUAAACAGCCUGAGCACUCAGGCCAGCAACUAUACAGCCGGGGGCGAGAUGAACACCCCAGUGUGGAGUUCGGAGGGGAACUCGGUUCUCCAGGGCAUCGCGGUAGCCGCGCAGGCGCUGCUCCUGCUGGCCAUCUUCUUACUGUCCAGUCUGGGUAACUCAGCGGUUGUGGUGGUUAUAAUCAAACACAGGCAGUUGAGAACGGUCACUAACGCUUUCAUAAUGUCCCUCUCCCUCUCUGAUUUUCUCACGGCCGUUCUUUGUUUGCCCUUCUCCUUCAUGAUGCUCUUCAGCAAGGAUGGCAAGUGGAUGUUUGGGGAGCCCUUCUGCAUCGCCAACGGCUUUUUUAACACCUGCUUCGGUAUUAUCUCCACCUUGACCAUGACUCUUAUCUCAUUCGACCGGUAUUAUGCUAUCGUCAGGCAGCCGCAAGCCAAAAUUGGCCGGAGGAGAGCGAUCCAGCUCCUGGUGGCCGUUUGGUUCUCCGCGGUGGUCUUCUCGUUUCCUUGGUACCUGCUUAUGGAGACCUCCGGGCGCUUGGUGGUGCACAAACAGGGCUUUUACCAUUGCAUGUAUGUGUUCCACUCGGGCACCUCCAGGAUGGGCACUGCCUACAGUAUUGCUUUAAUAGUAGUGUGUUACCUGCUUCCCUUCGCCCUCAUGUGCUUCUGCCACUAUAACAUCUGCAAAACCGUCCGGUUGUCGGAGAUCAGGGUGCGGCCGGUGACCACUUACGCGCACCUGUUGCGCUUCUACAGCGAGAUGCGCACCGCCACCACCGUGCUCAUCAUGAUCGUGUUCAGCAUCUUCUGCUGGGGGCCCUACUGCCUGAUGGGUAUCAUCACCGCGCUCGGGAGGUACUCUUUCAAUCCCGCUAUGGAUACUGUGGCUAUCUGGAUGGCGUGGUCUAACGGUGCCAUAAACCCGUUGAUUUAUGCCAUAAGGAACCCGAAUAUAUCCAUGCUGUUGGGCCGGAGCAGAGAGGAGGGAUACAGGACUAGAAACAUCGCUGCGUACCUGUCCACGCAGACGCAGCGCAGGGACGCGGUCCGGACACGGGCCGACCGGAUUCGGGACCGGUACGUGAGCCGGCACGGCGCAAACAGCCGCUUGUCUUCCUCCAGCCCGGCCAACGGGGGAGAUGUGGCCAUGUGGGCCUGUAAAAACCCGGCUGUGUUCUUCUGCAGAGAUGCGCAUCCGGAUACAAUCACUGAACCGGCGGUGCCCAAAGUUGAGACUGCUGACACCAGUUUGUAAUGCGGCCACACUUUAUGAUGACUUAAAUGAAAACGACGGGAGGUGCUACAGGUGGGCCCAAACAUUUACUUGGGUCACACUUUAAAAUCUAAAAUUACAUUUAUUACACUGGAUAACAAAAUCAAGUCAAGUGGACUUUAUUUUAAGAAAACAUAUAGCACAAACAAAGAGAAGUUUGCUAGGUUUCAGAUGGAGAAAAAAAAAAAAAACACGUUUGGAUUUGGACGUUAGUGGAGCAUUUGUUUUCAGAUUCCACUUGGUUUGAUUUUCUUUUCUAAUGCAAUGACAUUAGAAUCAGAAUCUUUAUUUGUCAUUAUACAAAAAAGUACAACGAAAUUAUAUGAAAAGUAGCGCUCUGAGCGCAGCGUCUAUGCGCGCCGCCAUCUUGCCAUUAUUACACUUUUAAGCUGUAAGAUAUGAAUUUGGAAGGAUUCAACAAUUACAUUUUUGCAAUACAUUUACUUUAAAAAACAAAAUAAUGGCCAACUUUAUUUUCACAUGUAUUUGGUAUGAUUUUAUAUCACAUUCACAUUGUUUGCAGGCCAUUUCUUGAUAUUUUGCUCAGACAGUAAAUAUAUAAUAGAAACCCUAUCAGAUUUUCUCCUUAAAUUAUAUUUAUGCUGGUAAUAGCCAAGUCUUUCUUUGGUGUGGGCCAUCCUAAAAGAGCUAGAAAAUUAGCCUACAUGAAAAAUGUAUUUCUAAGUAUUUAGUUCAAGAAUUAAGAUUUUGACAGAAGGAGCUGACAAUCACAAACCAUUAAAGGUGCAAUGUGUAAAUUUUAGGAGUAUCUGUUGACAGAAAUGCAAUAUAAUAUACAUAACGAUGUUUUCAGUGGUGUAUAAAAACUUUACAUAAUGAACCAUUAUGUUUUUAUUACCUUAAAAUGAGCCAUUUCUAUCUACAUACACUGCGGGUCCCCUUACAUGUUAAGUCGCCAUUUUGCGCCAGCAUGUUUCUACAGCAGCCCCAAACGGACAAACUGCUCUACAGUGCGCAUUUGCUUGACUGUCUACUCUCUGCUGUCUCAGACGACGACAUCUUUGUCCUGUGUUGGCCACCGUAGUUUCUCUAUAUAUCAAUUCGCAACCUUACCGCUAGAUGCCGCUAAAAUUUACACACUGCACCUUUUAGUUGUUGUAAAAAUUACAUUUGUGAUAUUUUCUGUAGGGUUUAUAUAAUUUGUGAUCGGCUAUGCAUUGGCUAAGAUUGGCUAAGAUUAUGUUUAAUUUGCAGAUUACUUUAUUGAUAACUUUUAUUUAAUUAGGGAUAAAGUCACAAUGCAAAAAUUGUGCGUUCUUACAUAUUUUAUUACAACAACAUUUCAUUUUGCUGCAAGGAAAAUGUCACCUGUAGUAGCCUUUCGAUUUCAGAAAAUCAUGUGCAUUCAAAUAAAUGGAGUAUAGGCUGCUGUGAAUCCAAGUUUCAUGGCAGUUCCAACUAUUUGAAUGUACAUUAACUAACAUUAUUACAUGAUAUAAUGUUUAAAAGAGCAUUAUUUUGCCUGUUUUUUUUUUUUUUUUCAAAGCUGAAGUAUGUCAUUUUUGUCACUAGCACCACCUAGUGAAAAUGUCAAAGUGAAGCUUAGCGAAGAAACAGAUAACCCCACCCCCAACUCUCGCCAUUGGUCGAGUCCGUGUAUUGACCGGGUCGCCCAAAACAAUUUUCAUAAUGACACAGUGUUAAAAAGUUACAUUCUUCAGCUUUAAAUAUAAAUAGGCCGAUAAAAAUGUCUGAGUUUCCAUGACAUUUAAAAUUGAAUGAAUGUACAUGAAUUUAAGAUCUGUUAUGCAUUAUAUACUCUAAUAAUGUUUAUGAUUUACUUAUAGGCUAAGUCAUUAUAAAGCGUUGCUUUGUUUUAACACUUUUGCUACCACCAACCUGUAUUUGAAACCAAACUCUCCAAGCAUACCUAAUUGAAUUAGUGUAAUGAAUCAGCAGAUAAAGAGUGUAGACUAGUGUAUAGUGUCUGAAGUGUCAAGAUGAAAGUCACUCUUGAGCCUAAUGCAAAUGCUUUACAACACUGUGAAAGAACCGAAGGGUUUACAGAAAUCUCUCACAUAGCCUAAAACCACAUCUUCAUUAUCUGCUGACCUGGAAUAUUAAAGGGGCUAUAUGUAGAAUAGUGAAACCAUUAUUAUUAGCGACACCGGUGGCCGUUAAGUGAACUGCAGCCAGCACCUUACUGCUCGUGCUUGCUCUCGUGCACACGUAAUGUACGAUAGACUGAACAUGAUUCAAGGCAUUCUUCUUUGUUCUUUGCUAAGAAGUAAAAAGAAGUUGGAAAUACCUUUGCAGCGAUAACAUCCCGACGCCGUCCACGAUGCUGAGAGUGACGUUUAGAUGAAUAUGUAAAUGAGUGCUGCGCACUUUCCUCUCAAUAAAGUAAACACUCAACAAAAAUGACAGAGGUGAAAAAGCAGCCGUUAAGAAAACAUCUGAUCAUAGUGACAUGGAUAUGUUUGCAGAAGCUCUGCAAUUCACUGGCAUCAUGAUAAGGUAAUUAAAUUACACUGUUAUGAUACUUCGAUUAUAAAGUAUAUUCAAUAUAGACUAUACAGAUCUGGCUAUGUGAGACUAUAGCAAAGUCCAUUUAAGACAAGUCAUUUCACUCGGCGGCCAUCUUUGAAACGCCUCUCGGGCAUCUAAGUGCAGCUCCUAUCUCUUUGAAUGGAGGAACAUCAAAUUCUCUAAAGCUGUUUGCAAAGCUUUCGAUUAAAUUUCAUAUUUGAAAUCACCAAUGAAAUCUGACAACAACUGUCUCAUAAAUUUUGUUUCUAAACGCUCGAAUCAUGACAAAAAAACGGUAUUUUUCAGGCUGGAUCAACGUAAUGCUCAUGCGCAGUCCUAAAUGCGCGUCUCGUGCCUCAUUUCGGAGGCGCGCGUCUGACUGUUUCUAUAGAAACCGGAGCUUCUAACAGCCGCUGCAGUGACGCGAUGACUUUACCAAUCGGCGAUUGGCUCUUAUUUAGAAGGCGGAACUUAUUCCGCCAUAUUGCGCGUUGCACUUUCUCCCGUUCAUAAUGUGACGCGUCUUGUGUUAUUCUAUAGUCUUUGACUAUAGUCUGAAUUAAUCCCCUUUCUUUGCAUGACACAUUGACAUUACAGUACAGCUCUUUAUCCUGAACAUUACAUUUGUUUCAUGUGUUAUAAACGUCACGUCCCGAGUCCUUCACAUAAAAUUCAGUCUUCAGGCUUUUUUUUUUUUAGACAAUGUAGGAAGUUUCGUAGACAAUUUCGGGUCUCGUUUUUUAAGUUUCGUUACAAGCUGUUCACACAUUCUCAUAUAGCCCCUUUAACAGUCAAACUUAAGAGAUGAGAUGAUUUUGUAACUAAUUAAACGAUCAGUCAUAUUGACAUGGACGUUUAAGAAAUAGGGCUAUAACCUUUUCAUUUCAUCAUUGUGAAAUAUAUUUCUUUGCUUGUAGCCUAUGUUCACACCCUUUACACAUACAUUUUCAAAACAUGCUGUGGCAUCCAGAACCAUGACUACCUUCUAUAAUGCAGUAAAAGGACUCCAAAUCACACUGCAUUUAUAAACAAGUCAAAUAAAAUAGGGAUGGGAUAUAAUUUCCUUUUAUUAAUCUGUACCAAAAAAGCAUAUAUUAUAUUACUGUCAAAUAAUAUUUUUAAAAGAAAUCAGAUUAAAUCUUUUCUCUGAUGUAUGGCGUUUUGGAAGAUCAACUUAAAACCUGUAUAUAACCAAUAAACUGCCUUAAUUGUUGGAUGUAGCAUGGUUUACAGAUUACAGAGUGCAUUAAUAUCAGUUUUGAAAUAUUUGGAACAGUUCCAUUAUCUUGCAGCAUGAGUUUAUCAAAUUAUGAAUUUUAUAAAUGUGUAUCACUUUAGCAUCAGACUGCCAUUCAUUAGUUUGAUGUGUUAAACCAGCAUUUAUGUUUCUAUAUAUCAGUGCUUCUAAGUCUUUAAUAUUUUAUGAAAAUAUGACUUUUUCCUCAACCAUUCAUCAGUAUUUAUUUCAAUGUAAGACCAGUCUUAGAGCUCUAGAGAGGUGUAUUAUGUUGAUAAUCCAGUCUUACAAAAGCACAUGGUGUUUUAUAUGCGAAACAUUCCUUCAAAUGGAUGUAUUUUUUAAGAUGGUAUUAGCAAGCAUAGAAUGAUCAUAUUAAUUUUUUUUUUUUUUUUUUUUUUUUUUUUACCAUUUAAACAAGCUUACCUUGUUUUCAAUAACAGAGAUGCAUUAUCAUUUUCAAAUACUCAAAUUAUUAUUAUUUUUUAAAUAUAUCAGACAGAUCAUCUAUUAAAAAUUGCCAUAUGUCUUUGAAAACAGUUUGCCUGAAAUAAAGUUUGAAUUUGUUUUAUCCAUUUUUGCUUCUUUUAAGUAAUGACUAUGUUUGAUUACUCUUCAUAGAUCACUUUUUGACACUAUAAUUCAUUUUUAACUACAGUAAUGUUGUGUAAUCAUGGCUAUGAAGCACUUAAAUUUUGUUGCAGUUCAAGAAUGAAUUGAGGUUGUGAAACACAAAUCAGCAGUCAUACACCAAAGGAAUGACCCUCAGGGUUUUGUUUAUUGAUUACUUAUCUUACAUCCAAAUGAAUUCUUAAAUAAAGAAAAUGAAACAAUCCCGCCAACAAAGGAAACUAUUACAAAGUAAUACAAUAUUACAAAGAACUAUUAGUGAAAAAGGUUUAAUGGCAUCUGAUCAACAGGAAAAAUUAUUAGCACAAAAUUGUGUCAAGGACUAAGAAAAAGCCUUGGUCAGAAGAGUUAACAAUGGGUAUAUGUACAUAUAUACAACCUUAAACACAAACAAAAGAAAUUACAAGAAUAUACAUGCAUGGCAGACAGUUUGGUUUGCUUAAGAUGUAUGUUUCGCAUCCACAGCUCUUUUUAAUGAAUCUUCUUUUUGGUAACCGCAAAAAAAGGACAUUGUGUCUCUACAAUAUACUUUCAAUCAAAAUUUUAUCUCAGCAUAUUGUUUU
Molecule: messenger RNA, 7597 nt
Organism: Ctenopharyngodon idella (grass carp)
Lineage: Eukaryota; Metazoa; Chordata; Actinopteri; Cypriniformes; Xenocyprididae
Product: G-protein coupled receptor 135
Exons: 1
Coding region: 1316-2659 (447 amino acids)
Biological process (GO): G protein-coupled receptor signaling pathway
Cellular component (GO): membrane
Molecular function (GO): G protein-coupled receptor activity
Source: RefSeq, a predicted model, not a curated record